This is a messenger RNA of Prunus armeniaca (apricot), 189 nucleotides long. The record is from the annotation of a GenBank genome assembly. NCBI's taxonomy places the organism in Eukaryota, Viridiplantae, Streptophyta, Magnoliopsida, Rosales, Rosaceae.
AUGGAGGGGGCCUUUACCCUUGCUGAGCCUAGACUGGACUGGGGCACUAUGGUGGGAGUGCACCGGUUGAUUUGGCUGGGUAUACUCAGCAUCCUGGGUAAAGUCACGUUGGGAGCCCUGGGCCUGAGUCCUCUCCUAGUUACGCUUCGGUGUGCGGUAGUCAUGUCCAGCUCGAUAUUUUUGGUAUAA